AUUUUCCUUACCUCACAAAAAUGGAGGAAGGCUCUGUCCAGUUUGGCAUGUGACAUAUCUACUGGACACCGUUGAACAAAUUCUUCUGUGUAUACUUUUUUAAAAAAUAUUUUAACUUUCUUUAACUAGGCAAGUCAGUUAAGAACAAAUUCAUAUUUUCAAUGACGGCAUAGGGGUUAACUGCCUUGUUUAGGGGCAGAACGACAGAUUUUAACCUUGGCUGCUCGGGAAUUCGAUCUUGAAAUCUUUCUGUUAACGUUACUAGUCCAACGCUAGGCUACCCGCCGCCCCGUGCCAAUUUGAGUUAGUGUACUGUGCACAAUCAACACAGGAAAGCAGAAUUCCAACCUUGGAACUGGAAAUUGUGUGUUAUGAGAGUGCUAAUAGGAGGAGGAUCUGGGUUUGUGGGAAGAGAGCUGACUCGUUUACUCAAAAACAAAGGUCAUGAAGUCACAAUAAUAUCUCGACAGCCAGGUCUGGGAAAGAUCACAUGGGGUGAAUUGGAGUCUGGUGGCCUCCCACCAUGUGAGGCUGCUGUCAAUCUGUCUGGGGAGAAUCUUAUGAACCCACUGCGAUGGUGGAAUGAGGGUUAUAGGAAGGAUCUGUUCUCCAGUCGGAUUGACACAACCACAAUUCUGGCUCAAGCCAUUGCUGGGUCCCCCAGUCCCCCUCAUGCUUGGGUCCUAGUCACAGGUGUAGCAUGUUAUAAACCCAGUCUAACAGCUCAGUACACAGAAGACAGUGAGUGGACGCCAUUUGACCUCCUGUCAAGACUGGUGAAGGAAUGGGAGUGGGCGGGGCGUCUUCCUGAAAACAUUGCACAGAAUACCAGACAAGUAGUAAUCAGACCAGGGGUAGUACUGGGUCGUGAUGGUGGUGCCAUGAAGCAGAUGAUGACUCCUUUCUGGCUAGGCCUUGGAGGCACUUUGGGGUCUGGCAGACAACCAUUCCCCUGGAUCCAUGUCUCUGACCUGGCUGGAAUCAUCGCUCAUGCCCUGGAGCCCUCUCCCGACACCCCCUCCUCUGCUGUCCCUCAAGUGUUUAACGGUGUUGCCCCAGCACUGAACACCAAUUACGAGUUCACCAAAGAGCUGGGCCGGGUUCUGAGGAGACCCACUGUCUUCCCUGUGCCUGGAUUUGUCAUUGAUGCCCUAAUGGGUUCAGAGAGAGCCAUAGUGCUAACCCAGGGUCAGAAAGUAGAACCCAAGAGGACUCUGGAGUCAGGCUUUCAGUACCAGUACCCAGACCUGAGCUCUGCCCUGAAGGAGAUUGUUGAGAGCUAGAUGUGAAACAGGAGAUGUCAAGAGACUGAAGAGAUUAGAUUUUGUAACGUGAGAGAACUUCACUGAUGUGAGCUUUUUUCCUGAAUAAAUAUGAUGGACCCUGUCUUUCAAAAAAGUGUCCAGUGUCCACUGCAAGACAGGAAUAUGUACAUAUAUAAAAUCUUCUACACGUUAGCCAAUAAUGCAUUCUCAGCCUAGAGGUUUCUGUGACCUCAGAAUGUAAUGAGUAACAUGAUUUGAGCACUUGAA
Messenger RNA from Salvelinus fontinalis (brook trout), 1532 nucleotides. It is a transcript of the gene sdr39u1, whose product is annotated as short chain dehydrogenase/reductase family 39U, member 1. The record is from RefSeq and is a predicted model, not a curated record. The coding region runs from base 372 to 1283 and encodes 303 amino acids. The transcript is spliced from 6 exons. NCBI's taxonomy places the organism in Eukaryota, Metazoa, Chordata, Actinopteri, Salmoniformes, Salmonidae.